Molecule: messenger RNA, 864 nt
Organism: Callorhinchus milii (elephant shark)
Lineage: Eukaryota; Metazoa; Chordata; Chondrichthyes; Chimaeriformes; Callorhinchidae
Gene: psma7
Product: proteasome 20S subunit alpha 7
Exons: 7
Coding region: 25-765 (246 amino acids)
Biological process (GO): ubiquitin-dependent protein catabolic process
Cellular component (GO): proteasome core complex; nucleus; proteasome core complex, alpha-subunit complex
Source: RefSeq, marked provisional
UCUGUCCCUCUCUCUCCCGCCGCCAUGACCGCGAGCUAUGAUCGCGCCAUCACCGUCUUCUCCCCCGACGGCCAUCUCUUCCAAGUGGAAUACGCUCAGGAGGCCGUGAAGAAAGGCUCCACAGCGGUUGGUGUUAGAGGAAAAGAGAUUGUGGUCAUUGGAGUGGAAAAAAAAUCUGUAGCUAAAUUACAAGAUGAAAGAACCGUAAGGAAAAUCUGUGCACUAGAUGACAAUGUUUGCAUGGCUUUUGCAGGACUUACAGCUGAUGCAAGAAUUGUGAUAAAUAGAGCCCGUGUGGAGUGUCAGAGCCAUAGGCUGACUGUGGAGGACCCAGUCACAGUGGAAUACAUCACCCGCUAUAUUGCCAGCUUGAAACAGCGUUACACUCAAAGUAAUGGACGAAGACCAUUUGGGAUUUCUGCACUAAUCAUUGGUUUCGACUAUGAUGGAACUGCAAGACUGUACCAAACAGACCCAUCAGGCACUUAUCACGAGUGGAAGGCUAAUGCCACAGGAAGAAGUGCAAAAACAGUGAGAGAAUUCUUGGAGAAAAACUACAGUGAAGCCUGUUCAGACAGCGAUGCUAUAAAGCUAGCCAUCAAGGCUUUGCUGGAGGUUGUACAGUCUGGCGGUAAAAACAUUGAACUAGCAGUGAUGAAGUAUGAAGAACGGCUCAGGAUUUUAGAUCCUGAGGAAAUUGAGGAUUACAUUGUUGAAAUUGAAAAAGAAAAGGAAGAAGCUGAGAAAAAGCUAAAGAAGACAUAAAGCACUCAUUGGCACAAAAGACAUCAAAAGUGCUAAACAUUAAAAAGCAUUCCAUAUUACUCCAAUCUCCCAGUUUAAUAAACCGGAUUUUUACACAGU